Molecule: messenger RNA, 935 nt
Organism: Hydra vulgaris (swiftwater hydra)
Lineage: Eukaryota; Metazoa; Cnidaria; Hydrozoa; Anthoathecata; Hydridae
Product: mediator of RNA polymerase II transcription subunit 29
Biological process (GO): regulation of transcription by RNA polymerase II
Cellular component (GO): mediator complex
Molecular function (GO): transcription coregulator activity; transcription factor binding
Source: RefSeq, a predicted model, not a curated record
UUAUUGAUUAAAAUUUUGUAAAUAAAAUGAUCUGUGUGACAAAUGUUUUAUAAUGAUCUGUUUGACAAAUGUUUUACACAUUAAAGAUUUUAUUCAAUGUAGUAACUUAUUAAUGGCAUCGAGUACAUCCUCCCAAGUUCAUCCGGCUCCACUGGCUCCUUCUUCGCAAGCAUGUCAGCAAACAUUAACAGAUACAGAUCCGUUAGUAAAAUAUCAAGGACUUUUACCACUUUUAAGAGAGUCUGUAAUGAAUUUAAUUCGACAUACUGUUUAUGUUUUACAAAAUACUGCAAUUGGACAAUGCAGACAAACUGAUGUUCAAAUGUUGAAUAAAUGCAUGGAGGAUUUUUAUAAUAUUAGCGACCAAGUACAUCAAUGGCUUAUUUUAUUUGGUUCCAGGUUCUAGCAGACUCCACAGUUAUACAAUAUCAAACAGGAACUCGUUUUUCUCCAGAUGUUUUUCCUCUGUUUAAUACUGACAGACAACAACCGCAGCAAGCAGUUUCGUCUCAGAAUGGUGUCCUAUUUUAUUCACAAUAUUUAGCAAAUGCUAAAAAACAAGUUGUUGCUACAGAUCAGCUUCGAAAUAUGUUAAGCGAGUUUGCUGAUAGUCUUGUCUAGACUUUCCUAGAUAUGAACAAAGUAGAAUGUGUUCUUGAAUCGAAUAUUUUGCUAGAUAUGAACCAAGUAGAACGUGUUCUUUAACUGAAUAUUUUGCUAGAUAUGAACGUGUUCUUGAACUGAAUAUUUUGCUAGAUAUGAACGUGUUCUUGAACUGAAUAUUUUGCUAGAUAUGAACGUGUUCUUGAACUGAAUAUUUUGCUAGAUAUGAGCAAAGUAGAACAUGUUCUUGAAUUAAAUAUUUUGCUAGAUGUGAACCAAUUAAAGUGUGUUCUUAAAUUGAAUAUUUUGCUAGAUAUGAACAAAGUGUUUUA